CAUGGAAUUCUUGAAGAAUUUGAAAUCAAUCUUUUCUGUUAUUUUCUGAGAUUUGGAAAAUCUUAGGAAUAUAUGAAUCUGUUUAGUUGCAUCCAUAUUGUCAUUUCAGGAUUUCAGGGAGCGAAGACAAAAAAGAAGGAUGUCGUCUGGACCUGCUCCAUAUGUUCCGAGAAACAUUCUUAUAACUGGCGCUGCUGGUUUCAUCGCUUCCCAUGUCACUAAUCGUCUGGUCAAGAACCAUCCAGACUACAGGAUUGUGGCCCUUGACAAGCUUGAUUACUGCUCCAAUGUCAAGAAUCUGGGACCCUCGCGCUCAUCCUCAAACUUCAAGUUUGUUAAGGGCGAUAUUGUGUGUGCUGAUCUUGUUAACCAUCUCUUGGUUGCGGAGGAUAUUGACACUAUAAUGCACUUUGCUGCCCAAACCCAUGUGGAUAAUUCAUUUGGGAACUCGUUUGAAUUCACUAAUAAUAAUAUCUAUGGCACCCAUGUGCUCCUUGAAGCCUGCAAGGUCACUAAGCGAAUCAAGAGAUUCAUCCAUGUCAGUACUGAUGAAGUUUAUGGGGAGACUGACUUGGAUACUGACAUUGGAAACCCUGAGGCUUCUCAGCUCCUUCCGACUAAUCCUUAUUCUGCUACCAAGGCUGGAGCUGAAAUGCUGGUCAUGGCCUACCACCGCUCUUAUGGCCUCCCAACAAUCACAACACGAGGGAACAAUGUCUAUGGCCCCAACCAAUUCCCAGAAAAACUUAUCCCCAAGUUCAUUCUUCUGGCCAUGAAAGGGGAGCAGUUGCCUAUUCAUGGCGAUGGAUCAAAUGUCAGAAGCUAUCUGUAUUGUGAAGAUGUUGCAGAGGCAUUUGAAGUAGUGCUGCAUAAAGGGGUGAUUGGGCAUGUGUACAAUAUCGGCACCAAGAAGGAGAGGAGUGUUCUAGAUGUGGCUGAGGACAUUUGCAAGCUGUUUCGGUUGGAUUCGAAACAGGCUAUAAAUUUUGUCCAUGACAGGCCUUUUAAUGACAAGAGAUACUUCUUGGAUGACCAAAAGCUCAAGAAGCUUGGAUGGGAGGAAAGAACUCCAUGGGAGGAAGGGGUGAGGAGGACAAUGGAGUGGUAUACUAAAAACCCUGGCUGGUGGGGUGAUGUUAGCGCAGCCCUUCACCCCCACCCUCGAAUCUCAAUGAUAGCUUUUCCCAAUGAUGACCAGUGUUUCUUGCAGUAUGGGUGCGACAAAGACUGCAGUAAGAGUUCGGGUUUGAAGUUCUUGAUAUAUGGGAGGACUGGUUGGAUAGGGGGCCUGUUGGGAAAACUUUGCAAGGAUGGUGGAAUCGAAUUCGAGUACGGGAAAGGAAGACUGCAAGAUAGGAAAACACUCAUGGAGGAUAUAAGGAGGGUACAGCCGACCCAUGUUUUCAAUGCUGCCGGUGUGACUGGGAGGCCUAAUGUUGACUGGUGCGAAUCUCACAAGGUUGAGACCAUAAGGACUAAUGUGGUGGGUACCUUAACAUUGGCAGAUGUCUGCAAGGAGCAGGGUCUCUUGAUGAUGAAUUUUGCAACUGGCUGCAUAUUUGAGUAUGAUGAGGAGCAUCCAGAAGGGUCAGGAGUUGGAUUCAAGGAAGAAGAUAAGCCCAAUUUCAUAGGUUCCUUCUACUCCAAAACCAAGGCCAUGGUGGAAGAGCUCCUAAGAGAGUAUGAGAAUGUAUGCACUCUUAGAGUCCGGAUGCCAAUAUCAUCAGACCUCAGCAACCCCAGGAACUUCAUAACAAAGAUCGCUCGAUACAACAAAGUGGUUAACAUCCCCAACAGCAUGACAGUACUAGAUGAGCUCCUACCUAUAUCGAUCGAGAUGGCCAAGAGGAACUGUCGAGGAAUAUGGAAUUUCACCAACCCAGGGGUAGUGAGCCACAAUGAAAUCCUAGAGAUGUACAGGGAUUACAUAGACCCUGGAUUCGAAUGGGUGAACUUCAACUUGGAAGAACAAGCCAAGGUUAUAGUUGCACCAAGGAGUAAUAAUGAGUUGGAUGCUUCCAAGCUCAAGAAAGAAUUCUCUGAACUCUUGUCAAUCAAAGAGUCAAUCAUCAAGUAUGUCUUCGAACCCAACAAGAAAAGUUGAAUCUUCAUGCUUUGCUCGACUUGGCUCUAACUUGGAAAAGCGCAGGAAAAGAACUGGAACUACUGUUGGGAGGAGUAGUUUGAUCAGAAAAUACGUUUCUCUAAGUUAAAUAUUAUUUUAUAUUAUGCCUUACUUGUGCGUUGCUAAUUCAUUCAGAAAGUUUUAGCAUAAGUAGUUGGAACCCAGAAACCAUUAAUGUUCAUGUAAUAUUUUUAGCUUGCCUUUUUCAUUUUUAAUGGAAAGCAUGCAUUUUCUUUGUAGGACCAAAUGUAUCUUAUUGCUUAUCUGUUACUGGAA
Molecule: messenger RNA, 2401 nt
Organism: Vitis riparia (riverbank grape)
Lineage: Eukaryota; Viridiplantae; Streptophyta; Magnoliopsida; Vitales; Vitaceae
Product: trifunctional UDP-glucose 4,6-dehydratase/UDP-4-keto-6-deoxy-D-glucose 3,5-epimerase/UDP-4-keto-L-rhamnose-reductase RHM1-like
Exons: 3
Coding region: 140-2104 (654 amino acids)
Biological process (GO): nucleotide-sugar metabolic process
Molecular function (GO): dTDP-glucose 4,6-dehydratase activity
Source: RefSeq, a predicted model, not a curated record